CAACACCUAAUGGAAACCUUUGUUCUGAAGAGUGGUGGACUUGGGGCAGUUGAAUAAUUUUGGCAAUGAGGUCUUUGGCUGUUGGCACCAAAUCAGGAUACAAGUUUUUCUCUCUUUCCACUGUGGAAAAAUUGGAGCAGUUAUAUGAAUGUACGGACACGGAAGAUGUGUGUAUCGUGGAGCGGCUGUUCUCCAGCAGUUUGGUGGCCAUCGUCAGCCUGAAGGCCCCCAGGAAGCUUAAAGUCUGUCACUUCAAGAAGGGAACUGAAAUCUGCAACUACUCGUACUCCAACACGAUACUGGCUGUUAAGCUUAACAGACAGAGGCUGAUUGUGUGUCUGGAGGAGUCGCUUUACAUUCACAAUAUUCGAGACAUGAAAGUGCUGCAUACAAUCAGAGAAACUCCACCCAACCCUUCAGGGUUAUGUGCUCUGUCCAUAAGUAACGACAACUGUUACCUGGCAUAUCCUGGCAGUUCCAUGAUAGGCGAAGUUCAAGUUUUUGACACAGUAAACCUGCGAGCCGCAAACAUGAUUCCAGCCCAUGACAGCCCAUUAGCAGCGCUUGCAUUUGAUGCGAGUGGGACUAAAUUGGCCACAGCUUCAGAGAAGGGAACAGUCAUCCGGGUCUUCUCCAUCCCAGAAGGACAAAAACUCUUUGAGUUUCGACGAGGAGUCAAGAGAUGUGUGAGCAUCUGCUCGUUGGCCUUCAGCAUGGAGGGCUUGUACCUGUCAGCCUCCAGCAACACGGAGACGGUUCACAUCUUCAAGCUAGAAACACAAAAGGAGAAGUAUGUGCCAGCAGAAGAGCCUACAACAUGGGGAGGAUACUUGGGCAAGGUUCUGAUGGCGUCAACCACGUAUUUACCCUCCCAGGUCACAGAAAUGUUCACACAAGGACGAGCCUUCGCCACCGUUCGCCUGCCCUUCUGUGGGCAUAAGAACAUCUGUGCUUUAGCAAUGAUUCAAAAAAUUCCUAGGUUGUUGGUUGCAGCGGCUGAUGGCUACUUGUAUCUCUACAACCUGGAUCCUCAAGAAGGAGGGGAAUGUACUCUCAUGAAGCAGCACAGGUUAGAUGGCAGUGCAGAGCCGCCAAAUGAGAUCCUGGAACAGGGGUCACAUGAUCGUCCACUUGUGGCACAGACCUACAGCGCUUCUGUCACUAAAGGUUACUGUGACGAGCAGGGCGCUGUGGGAGGGGCGGGCCUGGAAGAAGACCUCAACAGCUUGCGUUUGGAGGAUGAGAACGAGCAACCUCCACUCAUCCUGGAAACUGACUGACCAAACGUAUGGCCACUCACACCAAUCAGAGGGCUCCUCUGGCGCUGCUAUUGAAAAGUGACAUGAGGGGGGUGGGGACAGAAUCAGAGAGGGACGGUGUCUUUUAAAAAAAAAAAAAAAAAAAAAAACAACACACCGAGUGCUCUUUGUUGUUAUCUGUUGUCGUUUCUCUCUUCACAUGCACCUCCGUAUUUUAUCUUCCUCCCUCCUUCUUGUGCUCCUUUUCCCCUCAGUUUCGUCUGCGCGGGCCAAACUGACUGCUUUGCAUGUACAUGUGCCAACCGCUCGAACGAAACCCCAAAGUGUGAGCGUGCGUGUUGGACUUUUGAUCAAAAUAGAACUGUAGCUAUGCUCUACUCAAGACACACGCAAAUGCUAGUCCUGUGUUAAAACUAGUGUUGCGCCAAUACUAGUAUCGGUACCGAUACAGCACUAAAAUGACGUCAUCGGUAUCGGGGAGUACUAGGAAACAUCGCAUAGUUGCUGUGCAAUAUGUACUCUUUGAGAUUUAGUUUUCCAACAGCUCGUCAAUCUACCCACGAUUGCCGACAGCAACACACGCUAAAAAAAUAGAGCGUUUGUCAGCCUUAACAAGAUGAUGACAGACAUCCAAUUGUUUGCCGUCCAAUCCUUCUCCUGCUGUGAAGUUCAAUGAGUAUAACUAGUAGACAUCCAUUCCAUAUUUGAAAUAGCCUGCCAUUCUCCCACUUUAAAUGGAUUGGAUGUCUAGUAGUAUCAAUAGCAGCCAAUAAGGUAAAAAAUUAAAAUUGUUCAAUUGGUUUAUCACUGGUAGACGUCCAAUCCAUUUUUAAUGGAAGUGGGGAGUGCUGCCAGCCCUCCCACUUCAAAUGGAUGGGACGUCUAAAGCAAUAAAAGACAGCCAAUGACUGUCUGACUAAGCCAUGAUAGCAAUGACUACAUUCAAGAGAGUAUUUACUAAUUUGUUAUUGAAAGAAAAAAAAUGUAUAUUUUUUCAAUUUAAAAAAACGUAUCUGUACAGUAUCGGCGAUGGGGGAUACCACAGAGCAAGGUAUCUUGACCCAUCAAAGGUAUCUGUGCAACACUUGUAAAAACAAAACAAGAUUGUAAGUGCCUCUUUGCCCUCCUAUCAUAUUUUCUUCUGUUUAAGAUCUUUGCAUUGGCUUAAUCUAUUUUCAUUUGUCAGAUCUUAAUUGAGGGUGUGCUCUACUCUCUUUUCUCUCCCUUCUCUCUCAUAUGAGCACACACACACUGUUGGGCAAGGAGUGCACAAUGUGUGUCGCCAACUUGCAUGUGACAGUUGAUGCUUUUUUUUUGCUGGCACAGGUGUGUGUUUGUUCGUGUGGCGUAAUUAGCUUACAAUUACUCUUAAUCACUUCUUAAACAGGCUCGUUGCACCCGCCCGUCCUUGCUUCCCUCCAAUCAAUAGUCAAAUUCCUACUUUGGUAAUAAGGCUGUUUUUUAAAUGCUACAUUUCAAUAAAAUGCUGUGUUAGCCUGCAUGAUGUUGCCAUGGUACUGUGUCAACAUACUGAAGACAUUUUAUGGAUGGUGACCAUUUUAUAUGCAGAGCUGAGAAACAACAAUAUGUCUGUACAGUUCUCAUCAUGGCUGGUUAGAAACUGUAAAUUGCUCUGCUUCUGACCAUAGAUCCUAGGAAGUGUCUUCAUUUGAUUGGUCCACAGGUCAGGGAUGUUUUAUCUAGUGUUGCACCGAUACCAUUUUUUGUGGGGGCGCCCGAUACUGAUUCCGACACUCAGCUCUGUGGUAUCGGCUGAUGCUGAUGUGUAUCAUUACCACAUUUAUUUGAAAAAAAUAUACAAUUUUUUCUUCUUUUAAUACUAAAUUACUGCUUACUCACUUGAAUGUAAAGCAAUUGCUAUCAUGUCUUGGUCAGACACUGCUUAACUCAUUGUCUGCCAUUGACAACUCUAGACGUCCAAUCCAUUUGAAGUGGGAGGGUUGGCAGCGAAUGAAAGAACGAUUGGACUUCCAUCAUUUUGAGAAGGUCAGCAAGUGCUCGUUUUGUACGCCGGCACGCAUAGCUGGCGGCCAUCUUGGGUGGGGCGACCAGCAAUUGGAAACUAGAUCUUGAAAAGUACAUUUUGUACGUCAUCGUUAUUUCUUAGAACUCGAGGAUACCGAUGACGUCAGUUUAGUGCUGUACUAGUAUGACUACCAACAUUGGUUCGGUGCAACACUAGUUAUUUCCAUUGGUGACUUAAGCGACUCAGCAAAAGGAUAGCCAGGAGGUUGGUAGUGUCAGGCUUUUUCUAUUGAUUUUGUACAAAAUGUGAAACAUUCAUUUGAAACCACAAUAAAGAUAAUGUUGAUGUGUGAUGUACUGUGAGAUCUUACUCACGUUCAUGUUUUUGUGUCCAAUGAUGCAACUAGGUCGUUUUAAAAACCAUGUUAGGUGAGUUGAGGGUUUUGUAGCCGAAUACAUUAUACAUCUUUGAGGAUAAUUACUGGAACUAUAGUAAUCCAUAAAUAACAGCACAUCAACAAAAUAUUUUUAACAACACAAAAUUAGACAUUUUGUUUUUCCCACCAUUUUUGUUUUCCUAUUUAUGUGUGGCUUCAAUUUUGAAGCUUAAUAUGCUUCAUUUUUUUCUAAUCCUUCCAAUUUUACAAGGAUAUUAAUACUCACUUUCCAGGAUAUGCAAGGUCUCAUUUGGCCUUAGAUCAUAAUGCAAUUUGAGUACACAAUAAUGCAAAUAUUUAUCCAAUUCUAGACGAAAUAUAGUCAUCUUAAUAUACUCUCGGAUAAUACAGCAACCUCUCACAUUCCUAAAAUAUGAAUGUGAGUGUGAAUGGCUGUUUGUCUAUUUGAGCAAGCUUGUGGGAAUCAACCCAUGUGAAGACAUGUGCUAUAGAAAAAAUUAAGUAUUUUACCUUAAAAUUAGAAAAUGUAAUUUAUGGAGAAACCACUUGGGGAUCCUUUGCUCUUCCAUGGAUCCCUUCUUUUAGAUUUUUGGUAAUUUCCUAUUAAUAUUGGAGCAUUUUAGGUUGACUUCCUUUUCAAC
This is a messenger RNA of Corythoichthys intestinalis (scribbled pipefish), 4284 nucleotides long. It is a transcript of the gene wipi2, whose product is annotated as WD repeat domain, phosphoinositide interacting 2. Gene Ontology annotation, biological process: protein localization to phagophore assembly site; nucleophagy; autophagy of mitochondrion. The record is from RefSeq and is a predicted model, not a curated record. Gene Ontology annotation, cellular component: extrinsic component of membrane; phagophore assembly site membrane; cytosol. NCBI's taxonomy places the organism in Eukaryota, Metazoa, Chordata, Actinopteri, Syngnathiformes, Syngnathidae. The transcript has 12 exons. The coding region runs from base 66 to 1280 and encodes 404 amino acids. Gene Ontology annotation, molecular function: protein binding; phosphatidylinositol-3-phosphate binding; phosphatidylinositol-3,5-bisphosphate binding.